Molecule: messenger RNA, 4259 nt
Organism: Solea solea (common sole)
Lineage: Eukaryota; Metazoa; Chordata; Actinopteri; Pleuronectiformes; Soleidae
Product: centrosomal protein of 164 kDa-like
Exons: 1
Coding region: 183-3152 (989 amino acids)
Molecular function (GO): protein binding
Source: RefSeq, a predicted model, not a curated record
UGCAAGUAUAUCAACAUACACAUAUUCUAUAGCAUUGAAUCUCAUAUGGGAUACAGAAAGACAAAAAAAAGCAAGAGGCAAUGUAAAGAGAAGGUGGGAAGGGAACCCAGAAGGAAGGAGGAUAGUAGUUAGUUGUAUCAUAGUAGUGCUGUUACUUCUCUGACAGAAUUAAGUGAGUAACCAUGAAUCGAGAAUGUUUCAUAGGGGAUCAGCUUAUACUUGAAGAGUACUAUGAUGAGGACUAUGAAGCCACUGAACAAGAGAUCCAUGAUUUUGCAAGAGAUAUUGGCAUUGAUCCAGUCUGUGAGCCCGAGCUCCUGUGGCUGGCAAAGGAGUGCAUCUUUGCUAAAAUGCCCUCCAAGUGUACCCCUUGUCAGGACACAAAAGGCAAUAUCUACUAUUUCAACUUCUCCACAGGUGAGUCCACCUGGGACCACCCCUGCAAUUUGCUCUACCACCACCUGGUUGCCCAGGAGAGGGAGCGCAUCCAGGCUGCUGCAGUAGGAACAGGAGCAAAAAUAGAGAAGGACAAAGGGAAAAAAAUAGGAUGGAGGAACAACAAAGAGAAAAAGGUGUCAUUCAAGACUCUCGGAGCAUUUACUUCAACCUUGAGACCCUUAAUGUCCAGCCUGAUUCACCUGCCUGCUCUGAGAGAUCUGGGUGCUGCUGGUCCUGGUACACUCCCCUUAUCGGUCCCUGCUGUCCAGGGGUCACUCAGUAGCUCUGGCAGGCUCGAGCCCCUCAAGACUAUCAAAAGGUGUCUUGGAAGCAACAUUGAUGACACAAUCUCAGACAAAAUCUCAGCAAAUGAGCUAAGUUUUUGUGGUUCAGACCGGCUGUUUAAGAACCUGUACAACCUUGGAAAAGGUCUUCAAUUCGAGCAAUCUGAAUCCAAUACAAACAUUGAAGUGACUUCCUCCUCCACUAAAUUCAAUCUGUUAGAGAUAGAUAUCCAUCAUCUGGUGGGUGCUGGUCCACUGGAGAAAGGUGACAAAGAGGACAAAAGCAACAACCAUAGCCCAGCAACCAGCCCUUCACCCUUCCUCUCCAGCCCCCCCAAUACAAAUAUUGAAGUGACAUCAUUAUCCAUUGAUGUCAAUCAAUCAGAAAAGGAUAUCCAUCAUUUUUUUUGUUCUGGUCCACCAGAGAAAGGUGCCAAAGAGAACGAGAAGGCAGCAAAAACAAAGACUGCAGAGGCUGUCAACGGGCAUUUGCUUGCAGGAGAUGAAAGCAGCACCCAGUCCAGCCCUUCACCCUUCCUCUUCAGCCCCUCCUACUCAGAGCCUGGCAUCCAGCUCCAACCUAAAGAUUAUCUGGGGCUUGUCUGUUCUUCGAAUGUCAAGCCUGAAGCUGCUAACUCCGUAUUACAAAACCAAGACAAGUUGGUGUAUGAAGAGCCAAGUUGGAGAACACGGACAAAUGGAGAGAGAGAAGAGAGAGAGGAAGAGAAGAAGAAGAGGGUGGCUGAUCAGGAGGUGCAGGAAGAAAGGAAGCAAUGUAUGAGGGCAAAUGAGAAACAAAUGUUUCUUCUCAAGGAGGAGCUGAGGAGAGAAGAGGAGAUAGAGGAAAUGAAACUGAAGCAGGAGAGUGACAAUAGACUAAGGGCUCUGCGACAGUGCCUCCUGUGUAAGAGGAGAGAGGAAGAGGCCAGUGUCACUGAGGAGUCUCACAGGUCAGUGACGAAGCUCAGAGAGUCUGUCCAGAAGGAGAUGAAUACACAAAAGCACAAGCUCAGGGUAGAGAGUGAAGCUAUGUUGAAAGAAUUGCACAUUGCUUUGGAGGAAGAACAAUCAGUGGAGUGUGACAGACUAUAUGCCCAGAAGAGGCAUGAGAAAGAAUGUCUGAAGGCACAGUUGGAAGAGGAGCUGCAAGCAGAUUGUAGAAAGCUCCGUAAAGAGCAGGAAGAGAAACUGAGCUCUCUGAAGAACGAGCUGGCACAUGCACUCCAGGAAGUACACUGUGAUCACAAGAGGAAGCUGGAGCAGCUGAGGGAGGACCACAAGAUAGAGAUGAACAACAUCCAGACUUGCCUGGAUGAGGAGACUGACAGGACACUGAAGGAGCUCAGAGAAUCUAUACAGAGGGAGAGAGAGAUGCAAAAGCACAAGCUCAGGGUGGAGGGUGAAGCCAUUCUUAAACAACUACAUGCCAGUCUAGAAGAAGAACAAUCAGCAGAAUGUGACAGACUAUAUGCCCAGAAAAGGCAUGAGAAAGAAUGUCUGAAGACACAGUUGGAAGAGGAGCUGCAAGCAGAUAGCAGGAAGCUCCACAAAGAACAGGAAGAGAAACUGAGCUCUAUGAAAAAGGAGCUGGUUGAUGUGCAGCGUGAUCAUGAGAUGAAGAUGGAGCAGCUGAGGGAAGAACACAAGACACAGAUACAGAAAUACCUGGAUGAAGAGAGGGCACAAAAGAAACACUUGCUGUCCAUUUGGGACGAGGACAGAGAGCAUAUCCACGCUUCCCAUGGUGUCCAACUGGAGAAACUCUAUCUGCAGCUCAACAUGCAGGUACAAGAGAAUCCGCUUGCACACUCGCAUAAGGAGUCUGAACGGCAUCAUCUGGCAUAUCACCCAGACCUGUUAGCCAAAUAUCUGAGGAGCCAGACAUCCUUGCUUGAUGAGGAGGUGGAUGGGCAGCAAGAUGUCUUACCCAGGCUGAUCCCGGAGAGAGACCAAUUGAGAGAGGAGAAACAUCAUGCCCAAGAACUUGACCAGAGAGUGACAGAAGAUAUGAGCACAGCUAAAGAGGAGAAGGAUGAGCAGCAGAAAAAGGAGAGAGCCAGAGUAACUGAUGAGGUAAUUAAAAAACUUCUACAGGAGGCCAGAAAUGCAGCAAAGCUGCAGCAGACAGUUGAUAUAGGGAGGUGUCUCUUUUGGAAAAAAGAGGGGCAGCUUCAGCAACACAAUGGGUCAGGAGUCAAAAACUCUUUGUCUGAGGGUCUGUCUCCACUGGUAGGAGAAAGGAGAUUGAAUUUUGAUGUGACCCAAGUUAGACACCAGCAGCACUGCAGUCCUAAAUGUUGGGACAACCCAGUCAUCAGAAGGUCAUCUCACAGUUCCAGCCAAAGACCAGGAGUUGACAGAGUCAUUGCAGCAGAAUUCAGGCCAGCUAAACACUGUCCUAAGUGCACUUGUUUCAACAGCUUGGAGUGAUGCACCUUACAUGGCUUUACCUUUGACGCUUUCAGCACCUUACUCCACCUCCUUCUCUAACGCAGUCAUGCAGUCGUGCCCCAGGUGACAUCCUGGGCCCCAGCUCCUAAGCCACAUGCAAAUUCAGAACUUUUGCCAAACGGAGUAGCUCUGGGAAGCUCUGCAGCUCUGGGUCAACCAUAAAUCCAGACACCUCAAGCCCAGUUAGCCCAGUUAUAGAAACACGGUUUUACAAGGUUGAGGUGAGCUAGAAGUUAGCAGCAAGCUAGUCAGUAAGGUGAUAUCUAAAAAUGUUAUGCCUGUACUAUGUUCAAGGUAAGGUUAAAAAAACAAAACAAAAAAAAAGGAUUAAAAAGAAAGAAAAUUACCACCCGGGUUAAUCCCAAAUGCUGUUAAUUACUAUAUCAGUGGCAAUACAGCUUGGGGUCAAUUGAUCUCACAUUUCUGAAUUGUGUACAUUGUCAGAAGUUUGGCCAACUCUUUGAAGUAAUUCUUUUUUUUUUAUAAUGUAUCAUCUUUUAAACCAAGUGUGUUAUAAUAAUGUAAUAUAUAUUGAGAAACAAAAUUAUUUUAGGCUAACCCAAAUUAGCUUUGAAAUUUAAUGUAAUGGUAUUAUGAAAACACAAUAUUGCCUAUGUCUAUAUUUACUGAACACUUGCUGACUUGCAUUGAAAUUUGUUUAAGCCUUUCAGUCACCUUUUAAAUUAUUAAAUUAAAUAAAUGUGUAUCAUCACAAUUUGCCUCGAAGGGAUUUACAGUCUAUACAGCAAGUGGCACCCUCUGUCAGACCACAAAAAACUUAUGUGUGGGGUAUCUCCCUAUUUUAACACACCUGAUAAAACAUAUGCUUAUAUCAAGCAGCCAGAGAUUGUUACAAAGUUCCUGUCUAACAGUAGCUUGCUUGGUGGCUCUCCAGAUGGAAUACUGUCUAAGGUCUGCAUGAUAGAAGUCAUGUGUCUGUGGUCAGCCAGAAACAAGACUACCCUGCAGGCAGCAGAAAGAUCUUUCUUAAGAUGGAUAAGGUGACCGAUUCUCGUACAUGAAAACAAACUCAUGAUGACUGGCCUGAGUUUCAGGGCGACAUACACCUGUGUGGAACGAACGGUU